Messenger RNA from Parasteatoda tepidariorum (common house spider), 3850 nucleotides. Lineage: Eukaryota; Metazoa; Arthropoda; Arachnida; Araneae; Theridiidae. The record is from RefSeq and is a predicted model, not a curated record.
AAAGCCGCGCCCAUUUGUUUACAAAUGUUACUGGUUUUGUUGUCGAUUUAUAAAGUUUAAUAAUGUUUAAUUACAGUUUCCUUUUACUGUGCGCUGCUAUAUUAUUAAUAUUUUCUUAUAAUGUAAUAGCGCAAUUCGACUGGCAAAUUCGUGAUGGUUUUGAUGAUAUCUCAUCUCGAAUGAUUAAAGUUGGAGCUGGCAAUUGUAAAGUUGUAGAUAGAAAUGCUUUGUUUUUACCUCCUGACUCAGUUACUCAUAUUCCCAAUAUUCGACAAAUCGGUAUUGAUCCUGUUCUACCGAAUAGAACAAAUCUACUACAAAUUCAUAAUAUGGCUUUAUCUAGGGCAUUCUUUUACAGUUUCAUUCUUCAAAGAGCGGCUGAUGACAAUGAACCAGGAUUCAUGUAUUAUUUCCUGUCUGCAAUAUCUGAUGUUGCAGCUAACAGAUUCAUAAAUGCAAGCUCAAUAUAUUUUUCACCCAACAUGUCAUUCACACCUUCUUACAAGGGAUUUUUUAACAAAACCAUGCCUCUCUUUGCACCUCGCGCAUUUAGAUCUGAUGAUUUUAAUGAUCCUUUCCAUCUGGAACGAAUAUCAACUUUGAAUACCAUAGAAGCAAUAGAUUUGGGUGCAGUACCAAACAAUUCUUUAAGUAUGAAUUAUACGCACUCACAUUACAAGAUUAAUGAUUGGUAUUCAUCCUGGUUACCUGAUCUUACAAAGAGACAAGAUUCAAAGACUACUUAUUCAGUACAAAUUACUCACGCUAAUGGAACUAAUGAGACAUUUGUUUGGCACGGACCGCCUGCUGCCUCUGAUAACCCUGGGCCAUUGAAAUGGUUUAAACCUUAUUUUGAUUGUGAAAGAUCCAAUAAAUGGAUAUUUGGAGCCACUGUUCCAAUUCCAGAUAUUUUCCCAAGACAUACACAAUGGAGACAUAUUGAAAUUCCUACUUAUGUUGCGGUUGCUGUUAUGGAAGUCGAUUUUGAAAGAAUUGAUAUAAAUCAAUGUCCAACUGGAGAAGGAAAUCCUCCACCUAAUCGUUAUGCUGGUACUGCCAGAUGCAAAAAUGAAACUACUGAGUGUGAACCCAUUCAUGGCUUUGGGUUUCGUCGUGGUGGAUACCAGUGCCGCUGUUUACCAGGCUUUCGCUUGCCAAAAGUCCUCAGAAAUCCUUUCCUGGGUGAAGUAGUGGAGAGAGCACCCUACGAUCAAUACCGCAAAGGAUUUCACUGUGAAAGAAUAAAUUAUAUGAUGGUCAUGACACAAAAUGUUGAAAGGUUAUCAGAAGUUGAAAGAUGGAAAUUCAUCAAUCGUCAGUCUAUGUUUUUUGAUGUUGGCAACAUGACUGGAAGCAGAAUUGAUCCAUUGGUUGUCGUGGAUUAUGUUCGAACUGGAGUAACAAAAUUCAAUUGUGAAAAAGUCCGUCUUCAAAACCCUGAUUUAUUGUUCUUAAGGGGUGACAUAGCGUAUGGAAAAGAAAUCCAGCUGGAAAAUGAAGCUCGGAUGGCGUUACGCUUAGCCAACUUUAUAUCAUCCUUUUUACAAAUAGUGGAUCCCAAUGAUUUAUUUGCAGAGUUCCGAGUGCCCGACAGACCACUGACUGAAGAUCAAGUCAUCGGAGAAGCACUCUCUGCUGUAAUCGGCAAUGAAAAAAUACAAGGGUGUGGCAUUUAUUUUGACAGAAACCAAUUCAUCAACCGUACCCUUUUUGCUCCAUAUGCUUUCCGUAAAGCAAAGAAUACCCGUAGCUUUUUUGUUGAAGAUUUAGCACGGAAUGAGGAAAAGGACAGCUACUUAAAAAAAGAUUGGUUUAAGAAGUUAAAAAUCCAGUGGGCUGCAAAUACCGAUAAUUUGGAAACUUACACGACAAAAAUGAAGAUCCGCUACAAUUCGUCUGGACUUUAUAACAUCCAGUAUGAUCGAUAUCCACUACAGUACAAAGCUGCAGAGAUGAAGCAUGGCUACUGGUCUGUCCCUUAUUUUGAUUGCGGUGGCAUCCAUAACCAGUGGCUGUUAACUUUUGCCGCUCCAUUUUUCGGAUGGGAUAAAAUUAAAAGCAGGUUGGAGUUUAAGGGUGUUGUUGCUGUAAACAUGAAGUUAGAAGAAUUAGAUAUUAAUCAAUGUGAUGAUGAUAUGCAUUAUGUUCAGAAUGCAUUUAAAGGCACUCAUAAAUGUGAUCGUAGAUCAUCAAGAUGUGUUCCGAUUCUGGGCCGAGGCUUUGACACUGGUGGAUAUAAGUGUCAGUGCAACCAAGGCUACGAAUAUCCCUAUAAUGAUUACAUCACAUACUUUGAUGGACAAAUCACUGAAGCUGAAUUUGAGAAGCUUUUGAAGAACUUUCCCAGCCGGUUUGAUACUCUCAAGUGCCGAAUUGCUGGUGCCUCGGCUGUCACAGCCCAUUUAGUCUUUGUUUUAAUGGGUUUGUUGCUGCAUCGAUUUAUACUUCAUAUGCUGUGAGAAAAGUAUGUUCGUAAGAAAUAUACUCUUUUUGUAUUAAGAAUCUCCAUUUUACAUGAACUAAGUUUGGCACUCUAUUAGAUCACAAUCGAAGAGUUUGCUCCAAAAUAAUUUGCAUAAAAUAGUUGACCUUUUCAAACUACUUUUAACUACUUUUAGUUUUUCUUAAAAACGAUAUAUUUUAACAAAAACAAAUUGCUGUAGGUACAUUAAAAAUUAUCAUUUUUAUCAAAAGGUUUUCACCUUUCAUACCAUGAUAUUUUAGAGUUUUUAAUUGCUCAUAAUUUUAAUUCAGGGGUAAUUUUAAUUUCAGGGAUUGUUGAUUUUUUUUAAUAAAUCAAAAAAUCAUGUUAUUUUUGUUAUAUGCAUUAAAAAUCUUCCUGCGAAAGAUUUUACAAAUUGAGUUUUACAUUCCAUUAUAUUGAAUUUUAUCAAAGAAAAUAUAGCUCAAAAUAUAAUUCAAAAUUACUUAGCAAUUAUAUCAAAUAAAUUGCAAACUAUUGACAAUUAUCUGCUUUGGACAAAUGCUUUCAUUCCUAAAUUAAACUAUUUUUAAUGUUGUUAGUGUAUUAUAACAAAUAAAAAUGUUUAUUGUUGGCACUUAAAAUUUAGUUAUUUUGAUUUUUAAAAAAUUCACGUAGGUUGCUGCAUAGCAGUUAUGUAAUUUUUAAUUUUAUAGUAUAGUGUAUUUUUGGGUAUUGUUGCAUUUAUGUUAUACAAAUGUUGUAUUUUUGUGUGUAAUUUUAUAUUAUUUCUCGGUGAUUUAGUUACAUUCCUCUUUUUUUCUAAAUGAAUCAAAAUUAUUGUUUUUAUCAUGUUUUUAGAUAUUUGUUUACUUUUAGAUCUGCUAUUGUUUCAAGUCCUCUACUUUUUUUGCAUUAAUAAGUACCGUUAUAGUCAUUUGUUUUGAGCAAAAUAUGUUUCUCAGAAUCGAUAUUUUAUUAUAAACCUCUUUAAAAUAUGAUCUCUUGUUAUAAAAUUUGUUUAGAUAAAAAAAAUUUAAAAAAUUGUGUAAAUUUAAAACAAAAACUUGUUGAUUUCCUUUUCUUUUUUAAAAAAAUGUACAACCUGGUUGCUUUAUUGCAUAACCAAAUUUCUCCCAUGUGUGAUUCCCUGUGCAAUGAUUAAUUGCCAUUGACAGUUGGUACUUUUUACCAACUUAUCCCUGUAAUGUGGCUAUGCAAGAUUUAAAAAUUAAUUUCAAAUCGUAAUAUGUUUAUGAUUUUUUUCUUUAAGUUAACUAAUUUCUUUUUAUAAUUGUUUAAAAUUAUAAACUUGUGUGUGUUAUUAUAUUUAAUUCUGCAAGGAAACAUCUAAUAUAUAUCUAUGGUGACUAUAACAUAGCAAUGGGAUUUCCCUAGGAAUAAAAAAGGGCAGGGUGCUGCCUCUCA